AUGAAGAACCAGACCAUGGUGGUGGAAUUCAUCAUCGUAGGACUGUCCAACAACCACCAUGUCAACAUCAUCCUGUUUGCAGUUCUAUUAGUUGUUUUCUUAUUGACUGUGAUAGGAAACAUCACUGUUGUCACCCUCUCGUUGGUGGACCAUCGCCUCAAGUCCCCCAUGUAUUUCUUCCUCAGGUACUUCUCCCUCUUGGAAUUCUGUUUCACCUCUGUCAUCAUGCCCAGGUUCCUCUAUAGCCUCCUCACAGAGAGAAAAUCUAUCCCCCUCCCUGGUUGUUUCCUUCAGUUGUUGUUUUUCUUCCUCCUGGGCACCUGUAUAUUUUUCCAUAUGGCUAUGAUGUCCUUUGACCGCUACAUGGCUAUCUGCCAUCCCUUGCAUUACGGCACCAUCAUGAAUGGCAGGGUCUGCUUUCCCCCAACAUUUAUGGUUGUGCUGUUACCGUUCUGUGGCCUCAAUGUCAUAAACCACUUCUACUGCAAUACAGCCGAGGCCAGAUAUCUCGGCUCUGCUUUUUCAACAGUAUUUCUCCAGGAGUUUGAGGGAACUUAUUCCUCCGAGGUACCCAUGUUGCAAUAA
This is a messenger RNA of Emys orbicularis (European pond turtle), 585 nucleotides long. Its product is annotated as olfactory receptor 6C76-like. The record is from RefSeq and is a predicted model, not a curated record. Gene Ontology annotation, cellular component: membrane. Gene Ontology annotation, molecular function: G protein-coupled receptor activity; olfactory receptor activity. The transcript has 2 exons. Bases 1 to 585 code for a protein of 194 amino acids. Gene Ontology annotation, biological process: G protein-coupled receptor signaling pathway. Lineage: Eukaryota; Metazoa; Chordata; Testudines; Emydidae.